AUGAACACGCCGCCGAAGUUCUCUCACUCGCGGCAAGGCUCCGUAGAGCACAAUCCGCCCUUGCCCACCUCGUCUGCUGCGCACCUCCAGCAUCCGUCCUUGUCCGGCCACCCUGGCAGCGGCUCCCAUACGCCAGGGCAUCAUUCGCCUCUGACAUCCUACGGUCACGCUCUUGCUUCGCUUGCCUACCCUUCAUCUUCCUAUUCACCCUACCGAACAGGUCAGACCCCCGUCCCUUCCUGGUCGGCGACCAACCCUGCUGCUCUGCACAGCAACAGCGCAACCCCAUCCGCCCCCAAGAGGAGUAUAAGCAGAAGUGCAGAAGAAGAGGAUGACGACGAUGAAGAAGAGGACGAGGUCAACAGCGACGACUCGGACGACGAUGAUGACGAUGAUGAUGAUGAUGAUGACGACGACGAAGAAGAAGACAGCGACGCUGCUAACACCAGCAAGGCCAAGCAGACAGGAAACAAGCGCAAGCGCGAUACCUCGCCCAAAUCGGCCAAAUCCAAGAAGCUGGCUGGCGCAAAGGGCAAGUCCGCAAGCGACAAGGCUGGCAACGGAGACGGCGCCAAAGAUGGAUCGGCAACAAAGAAGCAGAAACCUACGCGUGGUGCCCGUGCCUGUACCAACUGUCGACGUCUCAAGAUGCGCUGCGUAGGCGCCGAAAAAGGUCCACCUUGUAAUCGCUGCCGCAACGGCAAUCACGAGUGCAUCUUUGAGGAGAGCAAUCGAGGUAAGAAAGGAGGCAAGAACCAGAAGGCCGAAGCCAUGCAGCAGAGCCUGCGCAAGAUGGAGCAGACGCUGGCUACCGUUCUGCGCAGCAUUCGCGAUCCGGGUCUUGCCGCGCAGCACGGUGGUAUGGUGACGCGCAGUCCCUCACCCACCUUCUCUCGCGAGCAAGAACGCUCGUUGAAAGACCAUCAGCGUUCGGACCCACGCAUCACUCAUUCGCACUCCUAUUCUGGUGGUGGUGACCACGCCGCGCGUUCUCCCUGGUCCCGUGGCCCGGAGCCAUACGCUUCCCAUGCCGCGCAUUCGUCGGCUUCUCCAGCUCGCUUCAGCAACGACAGCGGCAGCCCGAUCAACACCAUCAAUCCCAACGUCGUUGCACAAAGGAGCGCUUCGUCCACCGACAGCAGCUUGCCUUCACCCGCGAACGCCCACGGCACUCGAUUCCUCGAGCCGCUUCCACACCACCAUCGUCAGCAACCGCGUCCCGGCGUCUCUGGCUUCGAGCCUCCGCGCAGCAGCCGUCACUCGCGUGGCUCACCCCGUCUGCACUCGCUGCCCGACAACACUCUCAACCCACUCGGCUUGCUCGCUGAGGCCAGUCUGCACAACAAUCACCACCGAGCACGCAAGCUGGCUCGCAACAACACCGCCCAGAGCGAGAAGGACAGUCAGCGAUCCGGCAGCACGGGUGGAAAUAGUCCCGACAAGACGGUCAAGUCCGAAGGUGGCGGCGAUGACGAUUCGCCUGUCGGUCAAAGUGGCACAAACAACGACGUCAAAGGCAAGAUCCCGCUGGGUGUGGCCUCGCAGAACUACUUCCGCCCAGGGCCUAUGACAAUCCUGCCUCUGCGCCGCAUCAUCAUUGAACGAGAGAUGCCUCCCGAGCUGCUCACCCUCGGCAUCGUCACUUCCGAAGAGGUGCUCGACCUGUUUAGCAUCUUCUUCCGAAGGUGUACGCAGCACAUUAGCUUGCUCGACGCAGAGUGGCACACUCCCACUUUCAUUUGCAGUCGGUCCCCCUUCCUUUUCACGUGCGUCUGCGCCGUUGCCGCCAAGUUCUACGACCGCCGACCUGAUCUGCACGCCAAAUGUCUCGCUCUCACCCGCAAAGUCGCUUUCGAUGUUGUCAAUCGUGGCUUCAAGAGCAUCGAGAUUGUCCAAGGCUUCCUGCUUUGUUCCUUGUACGCGCAACCCGCCGAGCGCUUUGAAGAGGACAAGACGUGGAUGUAUAGCGGUCUCGCCUUGCGCAUGGCUACGGACCUCAACCUGCACCGCAAGAGUGUAGCCACGUUCAACCACAGUCCGCAUCCGGAUGAUCCUGCCGUACUCGACCGCGAGCGCGAGAUUCUCAACCGCGAGCGCACGUGGUACUUCUGCUUUGCGUUGGACCGCGGCCUGAGCAUCCAGAUGGGCAAGCCCUACACCAUCCGCGAGGACUGGAUCGUGCGCAACUGCCGCAAUUGGGGCAGCCGUUUCAGUCGACCCUGGGACCUUGCCAUCAGUGCCACCGUCGAUCUGUAUCGCAUCAGCUCGAGGCAGCUCGACUUUCUCUAUUCCUCGACCUCGUCCGUGUCGGGACUCAACUCGGAGAUCGACUAUUCGCUCGUGCUACCCAUCUUUAACGAGCAGCUCCAAGAAUGGCGCGAGGAAUGGCGCUGGCGCGGGCUGUUUACGAUGCCAGAGGAGGCCGAAGAGUACAUCGCAAAGAAGAGGCGCAGGCUGGCCAUGGCUGCGGAGAAGGCCGCCUCGAAGGACAAGGGAAAGGGCAAAGGCGGCGCUGCGGCAGCAAGCAGCAAGACGGCCGCCGACACGGACGGGGAAACGAACGGGUUGGCCGACGCGGCCGCAAAGUACCAGUUCGAGGAUGACGACGAAGAUGCCGAGAAUUUGGAUCUCAACACCCGCAUCAUGAUCCACUAUUCGCACUCAAUCCCCGUGCGAUACAGCUUUGCCGUACUCGUGCUCAACUCGUUCGGGUUGCAGCAGGCCGUCGAUCACCCGAUCGGGGGCAGCCUCGACCGCGCUCAGUACUUUGCCAAGUGUCUGGAAGCUGCCAAGACUAUUGUCACGCAGUGCGUCGGACCGAGCCGCCGCAACAUGCGAUACGCACCGGACGCACACAUCAUGACACUCGCUUAUGCGUGCGUCUUUCUGCUGAAGCUUAUCCGACCGGCCUUCGCCGGCUAUGUGGAGGAGGAUUCGAUCAUCGCUCUCGUGCAGGAGGCCGUCGACAUGCUCGAGGAGGCAGCGGUGAACGAGACGCACACGCCGUUCCUGUACGCUUCGUUCCUCAAGGCGCUGCUGCAGGCGCGCAAGGAGCAUACCACAGCGUCCAAGAGUGCGACCAACAGCCGAGCAGUGUCGAGGGCGGUGACGCCGGAAGCGAUGGACGAGGAUCGCAAUGGUAGCGGUGAGGGCGAGGCUCGAGCUGCAGAGUUUGAUGCCGAUGGUGGUGUGGUUAAUGGGGGCGAUCAAGGUGGACUGCCUGCUUCGCUCGAUCCGCACGGUGGCGAGCUUGGGUCGAGUGUGCAUGGCGCUUCGACCGUGACAGGUGCUGAUGGAACCAACGUCAACUGGCCUUCGCAGAUCUUUGGCGCCUCUUCAGGGAUGGACGAGUUCUGGGGAUCGCUCUUGCCGCCCGGAUUCACAAACACGUCGAUGCACGACCUGUUUGGCGCCACUGCCUCCACCGACGCUGCGGCCACCAAUGGCCAUUCGCAUCUCGUCGCCGAAGCCGAAGUCGUCGAUCCCGCCCAGCACGCCACCAAGUUCGGCAUGGGCGGCGGGGGUGUGUUUGACUUUGGCGGAGGCGCGAUUGGGAACGGCAACGGCGGUGUACCGUUGAACUCGGCCGCUGCCUCGGCUGCUCUGGCUAACUCGAUGAGUAUGACUCCGAUCGCUAGUGGGCAUUUGUCUGGUGCCAAUACGCCGCAUGGGUUCGCCAGCAGGAGCAGGAGGACGAGUGCGAGCCAUUUCACUCUGGGCGGAUUGUCCGGGGUCAAUUUCGAUUUCUCGUCGUAG
Molecule: messenger RNA, 3756 nt
Organism: Sporisorium graminicola
Lineage: Eukaryota; Fungi; Basidiomycota; Ustilaginomycetes; Ustilaginales; Ustilaginaceae
Exons: 1
Coding region: 1-3756 (1251 amino acids)
Biological process (GO): regulation of DNA-templated transcription; DNA-templated transcription
Cellular component (GO): nucleus
Molecular function (GO): DNA-binding transcription factor activity, RNA polymerase II-specific; zinc ion binding; transcription cis-regulatory region binding
Source: RefSeq, a predicted model, not a curated record